AUGAGCUGGCCCACCUCCACUGAAUACGCCGUCGCCCUUCCGCCCACUCAUUGCUCCUUACCCCAGCUCGCCUAUGCUGUCAGCGCGGCCGCGAAAGAUAAGGGGAAAGCCCCUGCCAACAGCCAGCAGCCUCUUCCCGCUCCUGAUUCCUUCCACGUUCAUACAACCACCAUUCAAGCCAGUAUCUCGCGUCCCGAUCAAACGAUUGACUAUUACAACCGCGCACCAGAGCCCAAUCCUGCUUAUGGAAUAUAUCAAGACAUAUGCCGCACUCUCGUGCAGAUUAGCGAUGCUUCUGAGCCUGUCACCAUUGCCGCCCCUUCCAACCUGGUACUUCGCAGACCAUGGGUCCCUGAACCCAGAAAAUCAUAUAAUGGUCGCGUUGCUGCCGGGCCUGCUCCUGUAGGCGUAAGGGUGCACCUCCCACAUACUGCUAAAUCGGAGACAUUCCUGAAAAUUGACAGCCUCCCACACUCUUCUCCUCAAGAGUGGAUGCCUUCGGCUACGGGGUGGGACAUGAAGCACUGGAUUCAUGCUGCCAUCGCCUUGGACCCUCACAAAGACCACCAACCCUCCAGAAAGGGCGCGUAUCGCGGAGAGACGCAAAAGAUUCACCUGAGAAGCAGCGCCAAGGUGUGCUGGUUCCCAGGGGAAGAUUCUGGGGCAACCCCCGACUUUCAAAUCAUCAUCACAAUUCAGGCAUAUCUCGAUAUGGCAGUGAUAGCUGCCCCUCUUCCCGACACGGCAAAAGACAUGAUGGGUCUUAUCUUGCACUCUUUAAUCCCAUCGCGUACCUCAACAGCGCCGACUACCGAGCUGGAGGACCGCGCCGCCGGUCUUCGCGAUUUCUACGCUUGUCUCGGGCCUGCACCAGAGCUCCCGCAUUGGUUAGAGGCAAGCGCCCUCCAACCGAAAGAAAUGGUCUCAAAGCUUCUGCCGUUCCAGACGCGGACUGUCAAGAUGUUGAUGGAGCGCGAAGGGGCUGGUCGCGUGGAGGAAGACGCCGGGAUGAGACAUGACCCGAAAGGCUUCUGGCAAGAACUCCAAUGGGAUCAUGAGGGACGCCGCUUUGCGUACAGAAGGGCCACAGGCGACAUUAUACUUGUUUCUGCGAACGGCGACAAGGGCAAAGAAAGAGGACACGGCGACGGUAGGGCCCCAUUGAGCCCAGAAUUGCCAUGUCUUAUCGAUCUUUCACAUGUCAACGGGUCAAUGUUAUGUGAAGAGAUGGGUCUCGGCAAGACUGUAGAAACGAUUGCUCUCGUUGCCCUACAUCGUCAUCCGUUGUCCACGCCCCAUCUUGACAUCACGCCAUCUAUUUGGCCUUCCAACCCUCCGGGGUACAACGUGAAUACCUCCGCGGCCAAUGACCGCGUCUCAACAAUCGAUCUUUCAAAAGGCGUCCCUGGUUUAGACGAUCCUGUCGCAAGAAAUUGGGCGGAAGCAGAGAAAGCCGCAUUUGCGGGACGCAAAGCUUGGGAUGCACAGGCACAGUUGAACGUCUCUGAGGUAGCUGCGACUCUAAUCGUUACUCCACCUUCUCUACUUAAACAAUGGGUGGCCGAGAUCAGACGACACGCUCCCUCUCUUCGAGUCUGUGUUUACGAUGGAUGGCAAUCACUGCAAAGAGGAGUGGAAAAACAGCGCGAUGCCCAGAAGAGGAUACGAGCAAAAAAAGAGACGGAACGCAAGCGUAAAGCGCAGGAACAGAGCAGGAACAACACUCGGAACAAGUAUGCAAAGACCUCAAAUGGACAGGCCGUCAAGUCUGAACAUCAUGAGGAGAAGGCGGAAGUAGAUGACCAGGAGGAGGAAGACGGCACGCCAGAGACGAUUCUCGAUAUCACGCAAAGCCAGUUCUUGGAAUAUGUUCGGAGCCAUGACAUUGUGAUAACGACUUAUCAAGACUUGUCAUCUGAUCUCAAAGUUGCUCUACCGGCACCCGCAAGAAGCAGAAGGUCAAAGGCGAAUUACAGGCUCAGUGACCGCCCGCGGAGCCCUUUGGUCAUGGUCGAAUGGUGGAGGGUCAUCAUGGACGAAGUACAGCUGCAAGGCGAUUCCGAUUCUGCCGCUAUGGUCUCAGUAAUUCCGCGUAAACUUUCACUCGCCGUCUCUGGAACGCCUGCCCGAGGGGACAUAAAAGAUCUCAUGGGUUCUUUGAAAUUCCUACGCGUCCCGGUUCUCCCAUACGACAACCGCCUCUGGCACCGCAUCCUACAGCCCUCCUUCCGUCCCGCAUUCGAAGGACUCUUCCAAAGCCUUGCUAUAAGGACUACUAAGAAAGAAGUCUCAAGCGAGUUUGACCUCCCUCACCAAUCGCGAUUCAUUGUCCCCAUCGAGCUGUCCGAAAUCGAGAUGCACUACUAUACCGAUACUCUGGAACGUGCCAGAGAACGUCUGCACCUCCCAGCCGACCCUAGCGAAGCGCGACCUCGGGAUUGGGUUCUAGACCGCGCAAUGUUUCUGCAAGUUUUCAGAAUGCUCAGGCAGAUCUGUACGCACAUCCAGGUGGGACAGAUGCAAGCUGGGGGAGGCCAGGCGUCGCGGGGUGAUCAGAGAAGGAAAUUGGGAAGGACGUUGAUGACAAUGACGGAGGCGUUGGAGAAAAUGAGAGAAGACCAUGAACAGGAGACCCUUGCGGAGGCCCGUCAGCAGAUGCGGGUGAUUAUUCGCCAGGCGCAACUUAUUAUACUAGACGAGCAGAACGAUUUGCGACAUUUACAAGCUCUUGCCUUAUAUGACCGAGUGCGCCAUUCAAUCGACCGAUAUAUGGAGUCGGUCCAACAGGAACUCAAAAAGCUGCUUGGGGGCCGAGGGGAGGGCGAGGUUUCCGACAAUGAAUAUGACGUUGGUGAUAUGUCAGACAGAAUCUCCCAGCAGGAAAAGGCAAAGCGAGCGGCUAUCAUUACUCAUACUGUCCUCUACAGUCUUCGAGAGUUGGCGAUUAUCAAACAUCAAGCCCUCUUUUUCAGCGGCGAUGCUCACCACGUACAGCACGAAGACGAAAAAGAAGUUUCUGCCUAUGCCCAAGCCGAUGCAAUCCGAAAGGAUGUCCUCAAGGUACCUCUGGCUGCUGCAAAUAUGGCUUUGCAAUACUUGAGAAGGACCGUGACCCGCUCACCCGCUCUCAAAACUCUGGACGAUCUGCAAAUAUCCGACGUCAAAAGAAAAGGCGGUAUCCAGACCUACGAUGUCUUUGCUCAAGCCAACGAGCUUUUAAAGAUUAUGAACGACAAUGCGCUAUUGGUCUUCAAUUGGCGCGACAAGAUAUAUGAGCUGCUGAUUUUACCCGUCGAGGGCGAGAAACCUGAGGCUCGUGAAGGCGCCGGAGCUCAAGAUAUCGAGGAUCCGGAAGAGGAGUACUAUGCGGAGGCCUUAAAGGCACAAGGAGAGGGCAGGUUUAACAUCUCCUGCGCCCUCGAGGCUUAUCUGAUUGCAUAUGCGGCGGCUCUAGCAGAUCGCAAAGAGUUCAUGUUUGAAAGUCGAAGCCUUCUCGCAAGUCACGACGCUCGACGAAGCACGAAUGCGGCAAUGAAUGCUCUAGACAGUGUUGAAAUUCCUGCGGUUGUCGGUGACGACAUUGAAGCGCAAGCCAGCAUCCUCAUGGCUGAGAGAGAAGCUUUCCGCAACGCUCGUAUGGAGAGAGGCUGCGAUCGGCCUCUGAAAGCUCUUUUGAUGGAGCUUAACGGUGAGCAAAACGUCGUUCUGCUUCAGCGUGUGAUUGAUCAAUGCGCAGCUGUGAUCCACGGCCCUCACAGGCAAGAAGAGAUCGACAUUGCCAAGGCCAUGGUGGCUGUGCUCAAACACUACUUGACUCGUCAAGGGGACAAUCUUGAAAAGUUGGAUAAAGAACUGGAUCUGUUCAGGCAGGCUUUCAAUCGACGUGUAAAGUACUUUGCAUCUUUGCAGGAACUGUCAGAUUCUGUUGCGGUCCCUGAUUUCAAGGAUCUCGGGCGGGACAUUGAAGCUGCCGCCCAAGAGGUCAAUGAACUUGAAGUCAAAUUGGCAAAGAUGGCUGUCAAAGGCAGAUAUUUACAGUACCUCGGUACCAAAGAACAUGACGAAAAUGAUUUAAAAGAGGACUGCAUCAUUUGUUUCGGUAGCUCUGACUGUCAAGAGGCGGUAUUGUUGACGUGUGGUCAUUACUUUUGCCAGUCUUGUUUCAAGGAAUACAGAGCCACGCCUGGCGGGAGAAAGUGUCCAUCGUGCCGAGUCGCUAUCAACGACAAGGAAACCCAACGUAUCAAGCUAAAUCAUGGGCGCCCCGAGCCAGCUGAAGGCUCGAGGGAGACUCCGGCCCUGACGUCGACAGAGUCACAACCACAAAAGGGUCCUGAGAAUCCAGAUAUAUCCCCGGAGGAGGCCGAGAGACUUAGUAGGAUCGCUGAUCUAGAAAAGCUGAGAAUGUUAGAAGACGAUCGUAGAAGGGCCAUCAUGUUGAUGGACAUGAUGGGAGAGUACGGCAGCAAAAUCAACUUCCUAGUCAAACACCUACUCUAUUACAAGUCCAAAGAACCUCGAUCUCGCCACGUCAUCUUCUCCAAUUGGUCUGACUCCCUGAACAUCGUGAUGGCCGCUCUGAAGAUGAACGGCAUUUCCUUUUUAGGAUUUGACCAAGGCAAAAAGCAAAAGGACAUUGUCGAAAGGUUCCUCAAUGACGAAUCCAUCACUGUUUUCUUACUUCAUGCUGAGAGGGAAAGCUCGGGCCUGACUCUUACUAGCUGCCGAGUGGUUCAUCUGCUCGAACCCGUUCUGAGGCAUUCAUACGAGUUGCAAGCUAUUGGAAGAGUCGACAGGCUGGGACAAGACAAGGAGACUUCCGUGUUCUGUUAUGCCACGAUGGAUACUGUAGAAUCCAGAAUCCUUUCUCAGGGUGUUCGCAAUGGCACGUCUAUCUACUUGGCAAGCGAAGAUGCCGAUGACGUUGUAGCAGAGAUGCCCAAUGUAGCAAGCGCUGCGCAUAAAGGCGGAGAUGUGACGGCAGGAGGCAGUGAAGAGGAAAUGUUGGGUCUGAUUUUGUAG
Messenger RNA from Cryptococcus wingfieldii CBS 7118, 5022 nucleotides. Its product is annotated as E3 ubiquitin-protein ligase SHPRH. Gene Ontology annotation, molecular function: ubiquitin protein ligase activity; ATP-dependent chromatin remodeler activity; ATP binding. Gene Ontology annotation, cellular component: nucleus. Gene Ontology annotation, biological process: protein polyubiquitination; DNA damage response. Bases 1 to 5022 code for a protein of 1673 amino acids. The transcript is spliced from 25 exons. Lineage: Eukaryota; Fungi; Basidiomycota; Tremellomycetes; Tremellales; Cryptococcaceae. The record is from RefSeq and is a predicted model, not a curated record.